Molecule: messenger RNA, 525 nt
Organism: Limulus polyphemus (Atlantic horseshoe crab)
Lineage: Eukaryota; Metazoa; Arthropoda; Merostomata; Xiphosura; Limulidae
Product: solute carrier family 35 member G1-like
Exons: 1
Cellular component (GO): membrane
Source: RefSeq, a predicted model, not a curated record
AUGUCGAAGACCACCCCUUUACUUCCCUUCAACAAGUCGACUGUCCUUUGGAAUAGAUUCCUACAGCUUCCAGUACUUGGAAUACUCUGUGCUCUUGGUUCGGGUGUUUGUUUUUCUAGUUGUUCACUGGUUGUUAAACUUCUACCAACAUUGAAUCCCAUGGAAAUCCUUGCUUGUGAAUGUCUGUUGCAGACUUUUAUUUUCAUUUCUAUCAGUAUUUAUUCUGGUCACCAUUUUUUUGAAGUUCCCGAAGAACGUUGGUUUCUUAUAAUCCGAGGAAUCACGGGAGUGCUUUACGCCAAUCUUAUCUUUUAUUCCUUUAGUCUUAUUCCUUUGGCUGAUGCUUCCACCAUUGCUUUCAGUGCACCUGUGUUCGUGAGUUUUUUGGCAUGUAUACUGCUAAAAGAACCGUGUGGCUUGUUUCAGAUAGUAUCAGUGGUCGUUACAGUAGUUGGAGUGGUCAUGAUUGCCAAACCAACUUUCAUCUUUGGUUAUAACAAAGAAGACGUUCGCUCCUUUGACCGG